Molecule: messenger RNA, 2493 nt
Organism: Chlorocebus sabaeus (green monkey)
Lineage: Eukaryota; Metazoa; Chordata; Mammalia; Primates; Cercopithecidae
Product: macrophage-expressed gene 1 protein
Source: RefSeq, a predicted model, not a curated record
UCGUUUCCCCAUUUUGUUGCCCAAAGCUUGCUGGCCGCUGUGUAGGGCUGGCGAGUGGCCGGGGCUGUCUGAGCCAUGAACAGCUUCAGGGCCACCAUCCUCUUCUGGGCAGUGGCAGCAUGGGCUACAUCAGGCAAGCCUUUGGGACAGACAGAUGAAGCUGGAGUUCAAAAAUGCAAAAAUGCCUUGAAACUGCCUGUCCUGGAAGUCCUACCUGGAGGGGGCUGGGACAAUCUGCGUAAUGUGGACAUGGGACGGGUUAUGGAAUUGACUUACACCAACUGCAGGACAACUGAGGAUGGACAGUAUAUCACCCCUGAUGAAAUCUUCACCAUUCCCCAGAAACAGAGCAACCUGGAGAUGAACUCAGAAAUCCUGGAAUCUUGGGCGAAUUACCAGAGCAGCACCUCCUACUCCAUCAACACAGAUCUCUCUCUUUUUUCCAAAGUCAAUGGCAAGUUUUCCACUGAGUUCCGGAGGAUGAAGACCCUCCAAGUGAAAGACCAAGCUAUAACUACCCGAGUUCAGGUAAGAAACCUCGUCUACACAGUCAAAAUCAACCCAACCGUAGAGCUAAGCUCAGGUUUCAGGAAGGAGCUCCUUGACAUCUCUGACUGUCUAGAGAACAACCAGACGAGGAUGGCUACCUACCUGGCAGAACUCCUGGUCCUCAACUACGGCACCCAUGUCAUCACCAGUGUCGACGCUGGGGCUGCUCUUAUUCAGGAGGACCACAUCAAGACCUCCUUUCUCCAAGACAGCCAGAGCAGUCGUAGUGCCGUGACCGCCUCUGCUGGACUUGCCUUCCAAAACACCGUGAACUUCAAAUUUGAGGAAAACUAUACGUUGCAGAAUGUCCUCACCAAGAGCUACCUCUCAAACCGAACCAACUCCAGGGUGCAGAGCAUCGGAGGGAUUCCUUUUUACCCAGGCAUCACCCUCCAGGUCUGGCAGCAGGGUAUCACCAACCACCUGGUGGCCAUCGACCGCUCUGGCCUGCCACUGCAUUUCUUCGUCAACCCCAACAUGCUGCCUGACUUGCCAGGCCCCCUGGUGAGGAAGGUGUCAAAGACGGUGGAAACUGCUGUGAAGCGCUAUUACACAUUCAACACCUACCCUGGCUGCACCGAUCUCCAUUCUCCCAACUUCAAUUUUCAGGCCAACAUGGAUGAUGGCUCCUGCGAAGGGAAAAUGACCAACUUCUCUCUUGGUGGGGUUUAUCAGGAAUGCACUCAGCUCUCAGGGAGUAGGGAUGUCCUCCUCUGCCAAAAGUUGGAGCAGAAGAAUCCACUCACUGGUGAUUUCUCUUGCCCCUCUGGCUACUCCCCGGUGCACUUGGUAUCCCAGAUCCACGAGGAGGGUUACAACCACCUGGAGUGUCAUCGAAAGUGCACUCUCCUCGUUUUCUGCAAGACCAUAUGUGAAGAUGUGUUCCAGGUGGCAAAGGCUGAAUUCAGGGCUUUUUGGUGUGUGGCCAGUAGCCAAGUACCUGAGAACUCAGUACUGCUUUUCGGAGGCCUCUUCAGCAGCAAGAGCAUAAACCCCAUGACAAAUGCACAGUCAUGCCCAGCCGGCUACUUUCCACUGAGACUCUUUGAAAACCUCAAGGUAUGUGUUUCUCAGGACUAUGAGUUGGGAAGCAGGUUUGCGGUCCCCUUUGGUGGGUUCUUUAGCUGCGCAGUUGGGAACCCCCUGGUAGAUCCUGCUAUAUCCAGAGAUUUAGAGGCACCAUCUCUGAAAAAGUGCCCUGGGGGCUUCAGCCAGCACCUAGCCCUCAUCAGCGACGGAUGCCAAGUGUCCUACUGUGUCAAAUCCGGGCUUUUUACAGGAGGGUCCCUGCCCCCUGCCAGGCUCCCACCUUUCACCCGGCCACCCCUCAUGAGUCAGGCUGCCACCAAUACUGUCAUAGUGACCAAUUCUGAGAAUGCGAGAUCCUGGAUUAAAGACUCCCAGACCCACCAGUGGAGGCUGGGAGAGCUGGUAGAGCUGCGGAGGGCCAUGAAUGUCAUCCAUGGGGAUGGUGGUGGUCUGUCAGGAGGGGCUGCAGCUGGGAUCACAGUGGGGGUCACCACCAUUCUGGCUCUUGCUAUCACCCUGGCCAUCUACGGCACCCGGAAGUUCAAGAAGAAAGCAUAUCAGGAAAUUGGGGAAAGGCAGAGUUUGGUUCCAGGCACUGCAGCAACUGGAGACACGCCUCACGAAGAGCAGGGACAGAGUUCAGCUUAAAUCUCUCCCUGAAAAUGGUUUCUCUCAUCUCCAGUGUGGUCACUGCUGACCACUCUGUUUUCCUAAACAUUGAAAUGGCACGUGCAACCAAAAGUAGGCAUAUUUGUGACUUCUUGUUUAAGUCUCUGGGCCAGAAAAUUCACACUGUUACAUGGAUAAGGGUGGGAUUGGGGAGAGGGAACAGUUGGGAGUAGAAGAAAAGCCAUUCUGGGACUAAAAUAGAAAGCAGAUGCCCUUUCCCAGUGUGUGUCGCUGUCUUCACCUGAA